Passer montanus (Eurasian tree sparrow) is the source of this 5612-nucleotide messenger RNA. It is a transcript of the gene RPGR, whose product is annotated as retinitis pigmentosa GTPase regulator. The record is from RefSeq and is a predicted model, not a curated record. Lineage: Eukaryota; Metazoa; Chordata; Aves; Passeriformes; Passeridae.
UGUGUGCCGGCCGCCAUGGCCGCGCCCGCCGCGGGGACCGAGCUGCCCGUGCCCGAGUCAGGUGCUGUUUUCACAUUCGGGAAAAGCAAAUUUGCAGAAGAUAUUCCUAGCAAGUUCUGGUUCAAAAAUGACAAGCCUGUACUUAUAUCAUGUGGAGAUGAACAUACAGCUAUUAUUACAGGGAAAGGUAAACUGUACAUGUUUGGCAGUAACGACUGGGGCCAGUUAGGACUAGGAUCAAAGAACACUGUCAGCAAACCAACCUGUGUAAAAGCUUUAAAACCAGAAAAACCAAAACUUGCUGUUUGUGGAAGAAACCACACUUUAGUUUACACAGAAAAAGGAAAUGUCUAUGCUGCUGGAGGUAACAGUGAAGGUCAGUUGGGAUUAGGUGACACAGAGGAAAGGACCACAUUUCAUUUAAUUAGCUUUUUCACCAACCAGCACAAGAUCAAGCAACUAUCAGCUGGAUCAUACACCUCAGCAGCAGUAACUGAGGAUGGGCAGCUCUUUGUGUGGGGUGAUAAUUCAGAAGGGCAGAUUGGCCUGGCCAGUGAAGCCUCUGUCAGUGUCCCAUGCAAAGUGGAUAUUGGAAAACCUGUUUCCUUUGUAUCCUGUGGAUAUUACCAUUCUGCCUUGAUUACAGGAGAUGGUGAGCUCUAUACGUUUGGAGAAUCUGUGAAUGGGAAACUGGGAUUAUUCCCUGAACAGCUGAAGAACAAUAGAGUCCCACAGCCUGUACUGGGAAUUAUGGAAAAGGUUAAUAAGGUUGCUUGUGGUGGAGAACACACCGUGGUGCUGACAGAGACAGAUGUUUAUACUUUUGGACUUGGACAGUAUGGGCAGCUGGGACAUGGAACUUUUGUGUUUGAAAGUUCAGUACCGAAGCCUGUGAAACGCUUGAAGAGGCAUAAAAUUUGUAACAUUGCAUGUGGGGAAAAUCACACUGCUGUGGUAGCAGAGAAUGGCCUGAUGUUUACUUUUGGAGAUGGACGACAUGGCAAGUUAGGAUUUGGAGAAGAGAGUUUUACAAAUCUGUUUGAUCCCACUCUGUGUUACAAUUUCUUGAAGUUCACAGUCCUUUUGGUUGCUUGUGGGGGUUGUCACAUGCUGGUUUUUGCUGCUCCAAGACCUAAAGGAUCUGAAAUCCCCUUGGAAGAUUUAUAUGAGCCUCGUUUGACUGCUGCUACCUCUCAAACCAGACGGGACUUUGUACUGGCAAACACUUUACAGUUAUCAGCAGCACGAAUGCGACGUCGAGAGAGGGAAAGGUCACCAGAGCAGUUUGCUCGAAUGGCACAAACUCUGCCUGCAAUGGGGAAAGGCUUCUUAAAAUCUUCAUUGCCUGUGGCAAGCAACACCAGCCCAUUCUGGUUUUCUGCAACAAGUCAUCCUAAAGCUGAAUCUGGGAGGGAUGGAAACCAUGAGAAAGAAAAUAAUCAUCAAAAAGAUAAACCUAGUGAAGUCUCUUCAGAAGAAGAUUCAGAUAAUGAAAAUCUUGACAGAAACCUUGGGGAUACAACUGACAUCCUAAAUAUGACACAUGCAAUGAAGUUGAAUCCUGGUGACUGGUCCUUAAAAUUAUCACCACUCCAAAAACAGAAGAAGAACAAUAAAAAUGUGAAACUGAAAAGAGAUGGUAAGGGUGGGCUGAAAAACAAGGAUUCUGAUUUCACAAAGGAGGGCUCAAAAUUAGAGUCUGUCUCUUUACAAAAUCACUCUUCGCUCUCAGAGUCAACUGGACAAGAUUUAGAAAAGAGUAGUGCCUUUGCAGGAAAGCCUGUGUCCAGAAAAACUAUUAAGAAAGGUAAAUCUGAGCAUGCACAAAGUGAUAGUACUUUGAAAAGUGGUGCUCAAGAAAUUACUGAGGACAAAAGCAUAUUAGUGAAAAGGGAAAAAGAAUGUGUGGAAAAUCCUGAAUUUUUCAGAGAGGAUGCAACAUAUAAUCUUCCCACUGAAAAUCAAAUUCUGACUGAAAAAAUAAAUUCUUCCAAUAAAAAGCCAAAAGCUGUUAAAUCUAAGCGAUCCCUUAAAAUAGAGGUACUUCCUUCUGCUCCCAGGGAUCAGCCCCAGACUGAUUCAUUAACUGUACAAGAAUACCGUCCUGUUAAAAAGCAAGGGAGUCAAAAAACAACAGACAGUCAAAGCAAACUAAAGGAUGGUGUUGAAAAAUCUGACAAGUGUGAACUGAUAAAUGUCACAGGACAAGAAAGUAGUGCAGAACAGAAGCUUAAAAAAAAGCAUCAGUUUUUGAAACAAGUAUCUGUAACUUCAUCAUCAUCAUCAUCUUCAACUGAGGAAAGUACUAAUGAUCUCCAAAAAUAUAUACUUAAGGAAGAGGCUUACUAUGAACACAGAGCUGUCCAGAGGGCAAGGAGGACAGUGACACAUCUGGACUUAGAAAAAUACAGUGAGAUUGAGGAGAUGCAAGCUACAAACAAUGAGAAAGAACGUGUAGAACAGACUGAUGUAAAAAGCCUGAAUGAGGAAGAAACAAGCUCUGAUGCUAAACCUGUUGAAGACAGGCCAUUAGAAAUUAAGAAUGAGGAGGAAUCUGAUCAGGAGCAGGAGAAUGAAAGCAGUGAAAAGGGUGAAAAAGAAAAAUUGGAUGAAACAAUUGACAGUGAAGGUAAACUAGGGGAAGAAGAAAGUGAGGUUAAAAAAGACAGAGAUGAAGUUUCAGUAGAAAAAGAUGAGGGAAAAGAUAAUGAGGAAGAAGAUGAACAAGAAGAAUCACAGACUGAAAGAGACAGUGGGAAUGAAGGUGCAGAGGAGACUGAGGAGCAGCAAGAUAGCAAAGAGCAAAGAGAUGAGCAAGGCAGGUUGAUGGAGGAAGAAGAAAUGGUGAGUGAGGGAGAAAAGGAGGAUAUGGAGGAGAAGUAUGAGAAAGAGGAAGGCACUGAAAAAGGAAAAGAGGAGGUUAAAAGUGAGGGAAAAGAUGUGAGUGAGGAAGGAGGGGAAGAUACAGAGGAAGGGGAAGAAAAAGAGGUAGAAGCAGAAGAGGAAGGAGAUGAAAAGGAAGAUGAAGAGGAAAAAGAAAGGGAGAAUGAAAAAGAUAAAGAGGGUGAAGAGGAGGAGUUGGGAGAAUCAUUGGCAGGGAGGGAAGAAGAGGUGUCUGAAGAAGAGCAUGUUGAGGAAAAUGCAAAUACAAAAACUAAGGAAGUGGGUGAGGAUGGAGUGGAAGAAGGAAAAGAUGGGAAGGAUGAUGUGGAAGAGGAAAGAGGAGAUGAGAAAGAGGAAGGAACAGAUGCAGAAGCAGAAGGGGACGAGGGAGAAGACGAUGACAAGGAAGAAGAGGAGAGGGAAAAUGAGGAGAAAGGGGAAGAUGAAGAAGAGGGAGAAGGAGUGGAAGAAGAUGAAGGAGUAGGAGAGGAAGAAGAGAGUGUUGGAGAAGAUGAGGGAGAAGAGGGGAUGGAAGAAGAAGAGGAAGAUGAGGAAGAUGAGGAAGGAGUGGAAGAAAGGGGAGAUGAGGAAACAGGACAGGAAGAAGAAGAGGUAGAGGAGGGGGAAGAGGCAGGACAGGAAGAAGGAGAAGAAGAAGAUGAAGGAGAAGGGGAAGAGGAGGAAGAGGAAAAAGAGGAAGAAGGUGAGGAGGAAGAGGAAAAAGAGGAAGAGGGUGAAGAUGAAGAAGAAGAGGAGGAAGAUGGGGAAGAAGGUGAGGAGGAAGAAGAGCAGGGGAAAGAAGAAAAGGGGGAAGAGGUAGAGGAGGGGGAAGAGGCAGGACAGGAAGAAGGAGAAGAAGAAGAUGAAGGAGAAGGGGAAGAAGAGGAAGAGGAAAAAGAGGAAGAGGGUGAAGAUGAAGAAGAAGAAGAGGAAGAUGGGGAAGAAGGUGAGGAGGAAGAAGAAGAGCGGGGGAAAGAAGAAAAGGGGCAAGAGGGUGAGGAGGAAGAGGAAGAAGAGGAAGAGGAGGAAGAGGAGGAAGAAGAAAAAGGGGAAGAGGGUGAGGAGGAAGAAGAAGGGGAAGAGGGAGAGGAGGGAGAAGGUGAAGAGGAAGAGGGGGAAAAAGGAAAUGAGGAGGAAGGGGAUUUAGGAGAGGAGGAAGAAGAGGAUGAGGGAGAAGAUGAGGAUGAGGAGGAAGAAGAAGAGGAAAAAGCAAAAGAUAAAAGGAAAAAUUAUAGUAGUAAACUUCCAGAAAAGAAAAGCAAACCCAGGAAGCCAGAAAAGACAGAAAGUACUGCUUUACCAAACAGCUCUAAACAAAACAUGAAAUCCAAACGUCAUGUAGCAAAUGGUUUACAUAAUCCAGAACAAUUUUGGAACAAUGUGCUACCUCAUUAUUUAACACUAAAGUAGCAUAGACUACUGCAGAUGAAUUUUUAGCCUAUUCAGGAAACAGAUUGAUUUUUAUUACUUGAAAGAAACUUUUCAUGGAAUCAAAGCAUACUAUUAUGCAUAUAAUUUAAGUGCCAAUUUCUUGAAAAAGACUGAAAAAAAUGUUUAGAUUAGGAUACUUUUAUGAGAGACAUCAUACUUUAUUGAUACAAUCAUCUUCACAAUCAUGUGGAUCAUGUAUGAUAUAUGAUCUGUUAUAGAAUUUCCUUAAAAUACACAAAAAUUAAUUGCUGAGGAGGUAAACUGUGUUUGCCUCUUAAUCCAAGUGUAAUGUCGUGCUGACAAAUCAAUUAUGCAUUGUAACAGUGUAAUCUUUGCCUUUGAAUCAGCAACACACCAAUUUUAGUUGCAGGGCAGUUUACUUGAUAAUGUGCCUUACCUGAAGGGAGUUUCAGUAAAUUAGCAAAGAUACCUAUUUUAAAAUUUUGGUAUCACUCUGUUGUAAUUGCGACAAUACAAAGAAACACACUUCAUUUUCAGAAGGCUUCAAACCUGUUUUUAUUAUAGCGGGCAUGCUUUUUAUACAUUCUUACAAAACUCCUAAGUUUACACUUUACUCAUUGGUCAGGAAAGACAAACAAAGUGCUUAUUGGAAUAGGCAGUUGCUGGUUUCUCUUAUUUUUCCUUCUUUCUUUCUUGGUUUCUAUGUCAACAACCUUGGUAGAAAAUUCUUUCAGGGGUAAACAUGGAUCCUCUGAUCAAACUUCUCUCUGGCUCACACAAGUCACUGUAAAACCUUUUCCACAUCACUCCAUAAUUUAUUCCCCCUACUUUUAUUCUGCUCAUACAUUGGUAAAAUGUUCAAAUAGCUAAAUUAAAGAAAGGACAUGUUGCCAAAUUUACGUGGAUCAGCGGAUGGGAGGUAAAUGGAAAUGCAAUGGCCUGGGACUUUCCAAGGGCCUUAAGGCUGACUUCUUAUUUUGGUGUCAGCACACAAUUCUGUGCAAGAAGAGAAACACAGAUCUCAGCAUCUGGCCUAGAUUACAUUAGAAUUCAGGGAUAAUUUUUUGAAUUUCACACUUGGUGAUUGGAUAGAACUGAGAAUUUGAAACACAUACCUGUAAAACAUUUUAUAUUUGUUUAUACUGUGCAAUACACAAAAGAUUCUAUAUCUGCCCACAAAAGAUUAUAUCACAUUAGUCCUCUAACUCUGAGGUACUCCAGGAGGGAGAAUAUAUGUUGUUGCUGUGUGAAAUACAUGUAUUGUUUCCAGGAUCAGAGCCAAAGCUUCUCCUCAUUGGAGAAGAUUUAUGGUUUUAAAAAACCCUAUCUGUAAUCUC